AUGUUGAACGGCGUCUCCAUCUCAGUCUCCGAAGACGACGGCGAUGUCGCGGGGAGGACGCGAGCCCGUGCCCGCUACAAGCGCAAAAAGCCGUGGCCCGGAUGGCGUCGCGAGUUCCUCCGGCGGGUGGUGAGGACCGCGAUCCGAUGGUGGCGUGUGCUGCUGUUCCUCCCAGCCUUCGUUCUUCUCCUCGAGAUCAUGCGGGUAGGGAAGAAGCUUUCCGACGAAGAUCGACCCAAUCUGACCGCUUCCGCCAAGGAGGAAGAGUCUCCGCGGAACCUUAAUCGCCUCGAUCCGAUGACCAGAGUCGUUCACGGCGUCAGAGAGCCCUGCCUUAAGAUCCUUGAUCCAGAGCAGAUUGAAAAUUUAGGGUUUCCUGCAUCUGCAGAAGUAGAUUUCCCUGCCAAGAGAUUGCUAUAUAAAGUAGAUUCAGGUGAACACCAUGUUGAAGGCAAUGUUACAUUUCUGCAGAACAAUGGCACUGGAAGGUUUAAUUCGUUUACUGGAUAUCAAACACUCGACGAAAGAGAACAAAGUUUCAAGGUUAAUGAAACUGCUGUCGUGCAUUGUGGCUUUUACAGUGAAAAAGGAGGCUUUAAAAUUUCUGGUGUCGACAAAGAUUACAUGCAAACAUGCAAAGUAGCAGUCUCAACUUGUGCAUUUGGCGGAGGGGAUGAUCUGUUUCAACCUAUAGGAAUGACAAAUGCAUCACUUGAGAAGGUUUGCUAUGUGGCAUUCUGGGAUGACAUUACUCUUUCGUCUCAGGAAAAGAAUGGGAAAGUAAUUGGUGAAGACCACAUGAUCGGUAAGUGGCACAUUGUGGUUGUCAAGGAUCUUCCUUUUUCGGACCAACGGUUGAAUGGAAAAAUACCCAAGAUGUUGAGCCAUCGACUUUUCCCUAACACAAGGUUUUCAAUUUGGGUCGACUCAAAAUCCCAAUUUCGAAGGGAUCCAAUAGGUGUACUUGAAGCUCUACUUUGGCGCACUAAUUCUGUGCUUGCCAUUUCUGAACAUGGAGCUCGUAGCAGCCUGUACGAUGAGGCAAAGGCUGUUGUAAAGAAACACAAAGCCACACCAGAGGAAGUGGAGAUUCAACUGCGUCAGUAUCAACUAGAUGGUAUUCCCGACGAGAAGAGACUGUAUGGAAAGAAAGCUCUUGCUGAAGCAUCAGUCAUAGUGAGGGAGCACACUCCAUCGACAAACAUGUUCAUGUGUCUCUGGUUCAAUGAGGUCGUUCGAUUCACCUCAAGAGAUCAACUCAGCUUCCCCUAUGUUCUCCGACGUUUAAAAAUCCCUCGACUAAAUAUGUUUCCCGUAUGUACCAGAAAGGACCUUGUAAACAGUAUCGGGCAUACACACAAGGUGAAACCUCUUGUAAGGCAAACCAGUUAAUCCUUCAAUGCUUAAAUAGGCAACUCACACUCAUCACAAUUCUUUUCGAGUUAUCUACUUAACUGAAACUGGAAGAGGUGAUUUGGACAUAGUUAGAACUGUAAAAAAUAGUGAUAAUUAUUUCAUUCUUUUAGUGAAUGAUAGUAAUUCCAUCAGUUCUUCA
Messenger RNA from Zingiber officinale, 1555 nucleotides. Its product is annotated as probable hexosyltransferase MUCI70. The transcript is spliced from 6 exons. Lineage: Eukaryota; Viridiplantae; Streptophyta; Magnoliopsida; Zingiberales; Zingiberaceae. The record is from RefSeq and is a predicted model, not a curated record. The coding region runs from base 1 to 1392 and encodes 463 amino acids.